Messenger RNA from Aspergillus fijiensis CBS 313.89, 2321 nucleotides. RefSeq lists its product as uncharacterized. The coding region runs from base 82 to 2076 and encodes 664 amino acids. The record is from RefSeq and is a predicted model, not a curated record. NCBI's taxonomy places the organism in Eukaryota, Fungi, Ascomycota, Eurotiomycetes, Eurotiales, Aspergillaceae. Gene Ontology annotation, molecular function: DNA binding. The transcript has a single exon. Gene Ontology annotation, biological process: regulation of DNA-templated transcription.
ACUAUCGCUUCGAAUCCUCCUCCUCGAAUCAACUUCUGUCAAGGCUGUGAGAUAUACCUACUACGAGACGUCCCGAAGCUGAUGGAGAACCUCGAUUUCACUGUCGCCCCGGUCGAUCUGGUGCUGAACUGGCCAGAUGUGCAUGGUCUGGAAUCAUCACUACCGCUCGACAUCUUCGAUGGUCCAGUCAACGAUGUCAACGAUGUCAACCAGAACACGCUCCAUUCAAACUGCAUCACAGAGCCAUGUGACUCCUGUAGACAGAUGUUACUAGACUCUUCUGUGUUAGAGCCGGACUUGUUGUCAAACAGCAGCAGUCAUAAAGAUUGCAUCGUCCCAGAACCGGAGAGCAGUCACACGUACCCCCAAUCUCAACAAUGGAGCGAUACUCACAGAGAAGCUCCAAGUGCUGACCCUAACGCCGGUGAAGGAGCUGCUAUCAUGUGUGACCACGAUCGAAGACUGCGCAAGCGCAGUGACUACAACAAAUUCCCGCGGGAGACGAUUCGUAUACUGAAGGAAUGGCUGAGCCAACAUCAGGACCAUCCUUAUCCAUCCAAAGAGGAAAGGAGAGAGCUACUGCUGCGAACUGGACUAACACCGACCCAGCUACGUAAUUGGCUCGCUAACACCAGGCGCCGUGAGAAAGAGAAGGCCCAUUCGGCCCCUGCACGCCGGACCGAUCUCAUCCAAGCAGCCACAUCGUCAAUGACCUCGUCAAUGACCCCUCUUGAACGCUGGCAAAACUCGCCUCCAGAGGAAGAGUCGGCCGCAUUCAGUGAUAUUGCUCGGGCGCUUUCGAAACGCCCUUCUACGCCUCACCCUCAACUAUCCUUCACCUCAUCCAAUCCCAGUUCAGCUUCUUCAGUCGACUGGGCGAGCCAUACCUCUCACGUCGAGCAAUGGGGCGUACUCCCGGCGUCGUCGGGAAGCAGCCUCGACACGAGUGCAUCGUCCACCUCGAGUCUGUCUAACACGUCAGCGCAUUCUUAUCAUUCGUUCUCGCGCUCUGAAUCCCAAGAUCAAAACCGCCGUCGUCGCCGACACAGUCGACGAAGUAAACUUCACAUCCCUGCCAAUACUAUAGCCUCGCGUCGGGCGCGCGGGUCUCGGCGGUUUCAGUGUACAUUCUGCACGGAUACGUUCUCGACCAAGUAUGACUGGCAACGGCACGAGAAAUCAAUGCACAUUCCUCUCGACGAGUGGAGGUGCGCACCGUCCGGGGCCAUUGUUCCCUUGGAUGGCGGUCAUGUCUGCGCUUUCUGUUUACAUCCUAAUCCCGACCAGGAGCAUCUGGAUGUUCACGAGUACUCCAUUUGUCAGGAGAGGAGCCCACUCGAAAGGACUUUCUACCGAAAGGAUCAUCUCCACCAGCACCUGCGCAGCGUCCACAGCGUCAAGUUUGUCGCUGCAUCCAUGAGCGGGUGGAAGAGUAGCGUUACCGACAUCAAAUCGCGCUGUGGGUUCUGCGACGCUCGAUUCCACAGCUGGACAGCCCGCGCGGAUCAUCUGGCGGCGCACUACAAGCAAGGGGUCGACAUGCGUGAAUGGCAAGGCGAUUGGGGCUUCGAACCCGAGUUGCUACGUCUCGUCGAAAACGCCAUGCCGCCGUACCUGAUCGGCCAGGAGCAGCUGGCGCCAAAUCCUUUCAGCGCCUCUGCCAUCACCGUGCUCAAGCCAAGCUGGGAGACCGAUCAACCGGCGCAGCUUCCGGAGCAGGAGAACCUCAAUUUCUGGCCGGUGAUACAACGAGAGCUCACGGAGUAUAUCACACGUCAACUUGAGAGUAAAGUCGUGCCCACGGAUAAGAUGUUGCAGGACCAUGCGCGCAUGAUCGUGUAUGGCUGUGACGAUGGGUGGAAUCAGACGUGCGCAGACAACCCGGUGUGGCUGAGUAACUUGAAACGGGAUGCUGGACUGGAUGCUUUUCAGUCACAGAAUUGCGAUACGCAGGUACCGUUGGCUGCUACUGAAAGUUGGCAAUGGCCGUUGUUCGAGUUUGACCCGCCCGUGCACGGAUCUGAAGAUUUGCAUCUUGAGCCGCAGCAGCCAGCAUACCAGAAUCCAUACCAGUAAUAUACCUGGGCAAUAUUCGAACCCACCGAGACUCUGGUCACUCCGAUUUGCCUGUUGGUUAUAUGUCUCGAGUUGCGGGCUUUUACUCUUGAUGGCUACUUCUAGGCGCUAAACGGAGGUCUUUGUCGAAGUGCUAACACCACGCUAAAGGCCAUCUUGAACAACAAUCUCGUCUUAUGGUUGCGAGUCCCAGAACUCCGCCAUCAUUCCAAGAUCGUGGAACAAUUCGUCCACUUCCGUCGCUG